This is a messenger RNA of Phycomyces blakesleeanus NRRL 1555(-), 9039 nucleotides long. RefSeq lists its product as hypothetical. The transcript has 2 exons. Gene Ontology annotation, cellular component: cell junction; plasma membrane; actin filament bundle. NCBI's taxonomy places the organism in Eukaryota, Fungi, Mucoromycota, Mucoromycetes, Mucorales, Phycomycetaceae. The record is from RefSeq and is a predicted model, not a curated record. The coding region runs from base 1 to 9039 and encodes 3012 amino acids. Gene Ontology annotation, molecular function: actin lateral binding; microtubule binding. Gene Ontology annotation, biological process: actin filament bundle assembly; actin cytoskeleton organization.
AUGAGCACACCGUCCAACCCACAUGCGCCCACAUCUCAACAGCUCCAUGCGAAUGGCCCAUGGCUGACGCACUCUCGUACACUCUCGCGCGACAGAAGUCCAUCACCUACCCAAUCAACCUCUCGACAAAGCCGGUCAAGACAAAGCACUAGUACUGGAGACUUUUCAGCAGGGGAUGAUCUGGGUCGGACGAUCGGCAAGGGUUACCAAGAGAUCCAAAAGAGGACAUUGACUAAGUGGAUCAAUGUUCAACUUGGCACAGUUGGCGAUUCAAUCACAAAUAUUGAGACUGACCUGAGAGACGGUCGAAAGCUACUCAGUCUGCUAUCAGUUGUAGCUAAAGAGCCAGUACCUAAGCCAGAAAAAGGGAAAAUGAGGAUUCAUCACCUAUCAAAUGUAGCCCAAGUCUUCAGUUUCCUUGAAAAGCAGACUGGUCCGGGUGCCCUACCUGAUAUUGGCACCGAAGCAAUCGUAAAUGGCGAUCUCAAAAAUACACUCGUCUUAACAUUUUUUAUUAUGCUAAAGUAUCAGAUCCAACUUAUUCUAACUGACGAAAAUGGUGCUUUUAUAAAAUCUAUGCCUAAGAUCGACCGUAGCUCAACUGACCUUUCGAUCGAGCCAUCAUCUCCCCUUCCAAGUUUAUCUUCAGCACUAACCGGAAAACGAAGCAGUCGCUCCGGAGAAAUGGGGGAAAAGGCUCAAAGCUCGUCAUCCGAGGCCAAAAUGGCCCUACUUUAUUGGGUGCGUCUACAAUUAGAAGACUAUGUAGCUGUUCAUGUUCUACCAGAAAUUCAGGACUUUUCACGGUCAUGGCGGACAGGCAUAGCCUUCUGUUUACUCAUCCACCGGCAUGAUCCAUCCCUUUUACCCAGCAUAUUCACAGACCAUAUACAUCGAGACACAUCAGAACGACAAAUAUGCUAUGAUUUACUUAAUCUUGCCUUUGAUCUUGCAACAACACAUAUGAAUAUUCCACGCUAUCUAGAACCAGAAGAUUUAACUGACGUAGACUACCCUCACGAACCUAGUGUAAUGCUGUAUGUAAGUGCCUACUACAGUGCUAUGUCCAAACAACAACAGGAAGAUCCGUCAAAGGAGGAGGCGCGUGCAAAUGAACGCAAAAAAGCGAUCCGCCAGGUGUUUGGGAACGUACUACCCAUGAGCCUUAAUACCCAAUUGCCCCUCUUGACACUCGAAACUAGCACGCCAAUACAACCCCCCGACACACUCCCACAAAACACAAAGGAGUCUAUAUAUCUCCCUGUCGAUAACCAAAAUAUCUCUGUUGAAAAUUCACAAAAUACCCUCACAACACCUGCUCAUCUAGCUAUGGCUGAUCAGCUCGAAAGACUUGACGAUCUUUGGAAAAAUAUUAAGCCUUCCCAAGAAACAGACAAUCUCCAUCCACUGGAUGGAUCUCUUGCUCAGGCACAUUCUUAUCGACAGGCUGUUAACAUGGCUACAGAAGAAACAUAUCGUCUCGGAGAAGCCAUCCAAGUCGCAAAUCCCCCACUUGAGCUUUCAACAGCUUAUCAAUCUCUAGUAGAGUUACAACAAGAUAAACAGCGAGACUCUACUGCCUUUGAGCGAGGCGUAUCAUUUUUGCAUAUUACACAAGCCAUGAUUGAUGAGCUUGAAUUAGUUCAUCAGAUGAUGAACGACAAUCAACAAAGCAUUACUGAUCAAGCCAUUCGACAAUUAGAAGAGCGAGUGGCAAUGGUUAGUGCCACAAUCGAUGCAGUUAAAGAAGAAUAUAGCUCUCUUUUAGGGCAGGAUGAUGACGAAGAUGAUGAGAAAGAAUAUCACAAAAGAACAGACGAUGAACAACGAUUCUUUGAUCACCUCCAGACAGUUGAAGAACGAUACGAGACUGUACAAGACUGGGUUGACCAGGUCCGAGUUUGGUUUGUGGAGGCAGAACGAAUUCGGAAGUGGAUCGGCGAGCGUAUUGAUCUUAUCGAAAAUCGCAAUGAGCUUCAUCCAAUUGAUCCCCUUGGUCAGGAAAUGGCACUCGAAGACGAAGAGACAAUCCAACUUCACGAGGAGCACGAGAAACUUAAAAGAGAAAUCGAACGGUUUGAUGGAAACGAUAUGACUAGAUUACGGUCGCAUGUAAAGACUUUGACGGUUGCUGAACGUGAUCGCGAACUCAGUCCAGCCGAUACUUCAACUAUCGAAAUAACCCUAACAACACUUAAUAUGCUUAAUCAGUUGAUGCAUCUUCUUCGAAAGCGAUCUCUCACACUUGACCUUGCAAUGCUACGAGUAAAAUGGGAGGCUCUGUUUGGAACGGCAGUCGAAUGGAUUGUUAGUACAGAUGAAGAUAUGGAUGUAUUUUUGGACGGAAAAGCCCGCUGGUCUGAAAAAGAAGAUAGUUAUGAGUCCGGGAUUGAGCAAGUGAUCCAAACGCUCGUUAACCUCGAAAACAGAAUCGCUGAUUUUGAUAGUGGUACUUAUUCUCAUGUUUUGGAAGCUUAUCAAGAAACCGAAGAUCUUGCAGCCACUGCAUUACCAGAGCAUCUAGAGUGUCGCCAGUCCGGAUUUGAAAAGGCAUUCGAGGAUCUUAUGAAGCGCAGUAGUUUUAGCAGAAAGGUUGUGGAGCAGUUGCUGUCGGUCAUUCAUGCAGUAAAUCAGUUUAAACAACUUCGGGAAGAGGGAGAAGCACUUCGACAGGCAAUGCUUGAUUCUGCUGACCAUUGUACACGCUCUAGUGACGACGAAAUAUUUGCAGAAAAAGUUCAAGCUUUUAAGGAGAGUUCUGCACAUGUCAUCACUCAUGUUGGUACCCGUGUACCGUACCCAUCUGUGCCUGAGAUGUCUACAGCAAUGGGGCGACGCGAUGCAUACCACAAUCAAAUGACAAACGAAGCAAUUAAGAGUACUAUCAGUGCUCACGGAAUGUCUCUUGCUCUUAUUGCUGAUGGUCUUGAUCAACUUCUCAAGUCGCGCCAUUCUAUUAUUUCUCUCCAGCAACGGGCUAGUCUUGCCUAUGAUGAAAUGGGAAAGGUGACUCAGUGGAUGGAGGAACGUGCAAGGGCACUGUCAAAAACCCGCCUCGACCAGAAUGAAGAUUGUCGUAUGGAGGAAGAGGAAGUCAGUCGCCUUGAGAAAGAGCGCGAUGGAAUCGCAGUACGAUUAAAUCAAAUGGAAGAAGACGAUCUCACACGUUUACGUGAAAUUGUACGUUCCUUAGAAGACGAAGUUGAUGCCUCAAAUGCUGUAGCAAUUGAUCGCAGUGCAUUAGUAAAUAGCAUUGAGCGUCUCGAUAGAACACAUGCUCAUCUUCAAGAACUUCUGGCACAUAGAGCUAGCGCUUUAGACAUACUUAAGAAAAGAAUUUCAUGGGAGACUCAGUGGUCUCGUACCAACCAGUGGAUCAUUACUAUUGCCAGGAAGCUUUGGGAUUUUACUGCCAAAAAGGCCCGCUAUGACCCCAUUAAGGACAAUGUUGAUAAGCCUUCAUACGCCAAUGACAAGGAAAAUAUGCAAGCCUGGCAGUCGCUUCAUGAUAAAGUUGUUGAGAUUGGAGACCGUCAUUUACAAUUGACCAACGAUCAGUUCCAAGCUCUUUCCGACUGUUACGCGGAACAAGAUAGCAAUGAAACCAUGCCAAGUUCAAUGAAUGACCGCCAAAAUGAACAACAGCAGCGUUACGAAGAGCUGCAACACCUCUCCAGUCAUGCUGCUGACUUGAUGACUCAGCGCUCGACUAUUACCGAAUUUUUACUACGUGUACAGGAUUGUCACCACGAGGGUGAAAAAAUUCGUGACCUUAUUACCAAAAUGAUGCGGCGUAUUAUGGAGCAAGAUGCUCGUCCCCUUGAUACUCGGGUUACUGCCUUCAAAGAAGAGAUACGUCGAGUGUGGCAAGAGUGUGGCAAGUCAAUGCCAUUUCCCGUAUUUCGUGGUCAGCUUCUUUUGUCUCUCCAGCCUGCAGAGGUCUCCAAUAGCACGCACAUACGCCAACAAAUACGAGCUCUCCUUGAGCGCAAACAGCAAGAGCUACAACAGCUUGAAAAUACUAUCGACGAUCUCCUUAAAGCAUACCAGGAAGCUGAUUCAAUGAAGAGUCUAGUAAGUCAGUAUGAUCAAGAAGCCGCUCGUUUGCGCCUUUGGAUUGAGGAGAACAGCGAACGUUUGCAGCAUCAACACAUUGAUGUUGCUGCCGAAGUCAUCACAGACUUAACACCAGAAAAUCUUGAAAGUCGUUGGAAACACCAAAAUGAGCUGUGUGGCGCUCUUGAGCAGUUCGAAGCUGGUGAAGUGAAGACAUUACAUGAUAGCAUCGCAACCUUAAUAGAGGAAUCCAUGAAGAAGAAAAAGAACCGAACAGUAGAUGUCUCAAGUGCAGCCCACAGUCUUGGCGAAGUUAUGAAUAGUAUAGCCCAACUGAAACAAAAUCUAUCCCAUCAGUCCGUAACCCUUGAAGCAGCAAUGCGUCGUAGUGUCUGGGAAAAGAAGGUUGAAGAGGGCUUGGGACACCUUGAAACUAUGAAUGAGCAACUCCGCCAGUUCACAUCUAAAAAGAAUCAGUGGAUUGCCCAAGAUAAUUUAAGUGAAGAGCAUGUUUAUACUCUGGAGUCUGAUUUGGCUCAACUUGUAGCUCAACGAGAUGUUUUUGAGGACGCUUUACUUCCAGAAAUUCAGGCAACAUACGAGGAUUUUAUUGCUUACUUCCCUCGCCUUGCUCGUCCGAUGGCUACUCCUGACCAUAUAGAAGCUAGCAUGGAAGGACUGAACCGUUCGUCGGCCAGGUUCCAGGAACAACUCACAUCUCGCACAAAGGAACUUGAGUUAAUUCAGCAGAGAUCUGAAUGGGAGCAGGUUGUAAGAGAUGCUUUAUCAUACUUGUCCAAAGGAGAAGCCGCCAUUGAAAGCUUUGUAGAAGAUAAGGCACGAUGGCAUCCAAAUGCAGAAAUGCAAGAAGAAGACGAAGAGCGUCUACGAGCUGAAUGGGUUGGUCUCAGGGAUCAGUUCGAAGCCUAUCAGCAAUCUACAACACUUCCACUCAAGCAGCAAUUUGAUGCAUUACGUGAUAUGGCAACAAUGUAUAAUGCUAGUCUAGUUUCUGAAGCCUUGGCCAAACGCAUGGAGGAAAUGGAUGGAGCAGAGAAGCGACUUGAUUCAGGACUUGUGUUCUCCAACAAAGUUGUGACCCAGAGAUGUUUGGUAUCCGCAUUUAUACUCAGAACAGCCCAGUUAGAGCAGUCUGCCGAACUCAUACGUGAAGAGUUUAUGGCUUCUAAAGAGCAAGCUGAGACUAACACAGAACGUCUCGAACUUUUCAAGGCUGGUAUUGAGGAUGUCCGUGAGAAUCUUGCUGGUAGUAUUCCGUACCCUGUCCGUAGUCCAGAUAACACAAUGGGACGUCUCAAGGAUGAAACAACAAAUUCAGUUAUCAAGGAUACAGUAGAGACACGCCAUCGUCGAUUAGAUGAACUUUCGUCAAGUCUUCAGCUCUUAUUAGAAUCUAAAGAGCGUAUAUCACGUCGCCGUAUGUCCUUACACACAUAUCAGCAGCAAGUCGAAGCAUGUGAAGCAUGGAUUGGAUCCCGGCGCGAACUUCUCCAAACCCAUCUUGAAACCGAUUACACAAAACAAGAUGCCUUACAGCUCAAGGAGACUGUUAGCUUAGCUGAUAGUAUUGAAACCGCAAUGACUGCCCAUGAAAAUGUGUUUACAGUCCUCAAGAAUACCUUUGAAAAAUGCAAGGCUGCAUUUGACGAACAGCUGGCUGAAGAGGGUGACGAAGCUCUCGUUAAGGAAUUCAAUGCUAUUGCCCCACUCCAGAACCAUCUUGACAAUUCCUGGAAGACCCUAUUGACAGAGGCUGCCACUGCCACCAAAAUCAUUUCUGCCGCUUUGGUUCCUGCUCAGCUCGAGGAGCGCCUCGAGUCUCUAAUCGCAGCAAUCGAAAAUCUUCAGGAGGCAAUGGCCAAGACUGAUUCUACAGAUCUCACAGACGAAUGUCUUGCUCAAUGGCAAAAGUCCGUAGAUGAUCUAGAGAUUAAAUCAUUUCAUGGAAUCCAAGUUGAUCUUGAAGAAAAUCGAUCAAAAAUUACUGAAACCAAGGUUGACCAGCUUUCGACCCAACUUGAAAAAUGUGGCGAAGGCAUUUUGGCCAUUCGCUCUACAUUGGCUGGAUUGUAUGAUGUGGUCAACGUAAACCGCUUGAAACGUACUUAUAACGAGAACAUGGUAUUACUCCAAGAAAAGAUGGCACAACUGCAGAAGUUACUGGAAAAUGCCCUCGAUCAUUGUAAGCAAUUGGAUGCGUCAAGCGAAGUUCGUAUUUUACAACAGCACGACCUUGGUUCCCUAUCCAAAGAGAUUAAGCGUGAUAUGAAUGACAGUAAAGAAGCAUAUGAUGAUGUUUGCGGAUAUCAUCACUUAAUUAAGUCUCAAGGCUAUCAUGGAGAUCUCCAGGAGAGCCAAAAUCUUAUUGAUGAAAGCUGGAAAGAAGUUCAGAACCGAAGCUUAGCCCUCGCAAGCCAUGUCACUCGCGUUGCUACCUGGAUAAGCUGCCUUGACAAACUUGAUCAAUUUCAAGCAGAUCUUUCAGUGACCCGGGCUAACCUUGAACAGGCACUUACAGCCGAGAAAGGUCCAGGUCUUUGGACAGGUGUCUCAAAGACCAUUGAUAAGGUUAACACUGGCCUUGAUGGUAUGGCUAAUGUGGGUGAAGGCGAGGACAUGCAAACCGAUAAAGAUAAUUACAGCCAUUGGAAACAUCGCCAAGAAGAACUUUUUGCACUUACUCAUCAGUUAGCAGCAGACCUUUCUACUCAUCAACUGUCUUGGGAAAGAGAAAAUCUCGCAGAAACUUUCCAUGCAGAUAUCAAGCGCUUGUGCAUGCUGUGUGAAGACGAACUAGAAUCCCUCCGACACUUAAAUUCUCUUCAGACUACUUUAGAAACAAACGCAAUGGAAGAAGUUGUCCAAAAGAAUAGUAUUACACUCGCAAGACUACAUGAUACCUAUGAUAGCUGUAAAGAAGAGGUUGACUGCCUUGUGGGGCAACAAGGAAAGGAGCUUGCGACAAGCUUGGGUCAGACAAUAACCGAGGUGGAAGAGACGACCGCACCCCUUAUAGAUUUGAUGGAUACUUGGAAUACAAAUAUGACUAUCCAGGAUGACUGCCUUGAUUUAUUACGUGAGACAACUAAGCAUGUUCAACAAGGUGAUGUUAUUCAGUCAUCUCUUGAGGAUCUUAAGUCAGUCGUUAGCGGCAAGCCGGUUCAGCCUGAUCGCCCUAGUCUUGAUUUGGCGGAGAUCGAUCAAUUGUACGAGUCUUUGGAUGAAUCUGUGGCUUCAUUUACUUCUGAAGGAGAUAAUCUACAGAAAAAGCUUAAGAAUUAUGUUGAUGGACAUGGCGGAUCUUUGGCUGACGGAGUUAGUGUGAGACAGGAGACAAUUAUUAACGCUUGGAGUGAUUUGAAGCAGCUUGUUAUUGAUACCCGGGCUCGUAUGGAAGAAGCUCAGAAACGGCGCCAGGUUGCCACCAAACUUUCAGAAGCACUGCGCUAUGUAGGAGAUAUGAAAGAUCGUGUCAAUGCACUUCAAUUUACUGGAAAGAGCGUCAAUACUGAAGAAGAAGAACUGCAAAAGACACAGGAUGAAAUUGACCAAAGACUUGGCCGAAAGACAGCUGAUAUUGACGAAUUGCUGGCUAAUUUAACCGACGUUGAUCAGACCCUCAUAGUCCAACGUGCACAGCUCACAGUAGACAUAGAAGAGCUACGUGAACUGAUUCAGAAUAAACAGAGACAGGCGGCAGAAGAAGGAAAUGUAGCUGAGUUUAGUCGCCUUAUGGAACGUCUUGACGCUCUUCUUGGGCAAUUAUCUACAGCAAUUGAUAUGGCUGCUCCACAUAAUGCUAGUCUUGUAAACAACAAAUUCAACAGACCCGAGCUUCAAGCUCUUAUGCGCAACCUUAUUACUGCCUACAAGAAGCUUGGGCCUGGAAUUACUAGCAUAUUGAGCGAAUCCAAAGAAGAAGCUCAAAAGCAAUUUCUUGAUGAUAAUGAUCGAGUAUCCGACCGGCUUGCCAAGGCUAUUGCACGCUGGGGUAAGCUUCAAGCGGCAGCAGCAGCACGGGAACGUGAAUUACAAACAUGUAUCAGCAAGUUGGAUCACGAAUUCUUUACAAAGCUUGCUAUGGCCAAAUCUAAUCCACGUAAACAAGCACGCCAAGCAAAAGAAGCUCCACCUGCAAGCCCACUCAAGCGUGUCGCCGGACAGCCUCAACGCCAACAAUUGUCCGCUGGUACAGCAUCCCCAUUACCAAUGCUUAGUUCUCGCCGUAUGAGUAAUAAUGGUACUCUGGGAGUUUCAGACCAAGACAAUCGAUCUGUUUCUUCUAUCAGACGAUCGCAAACACCAACUGGUAUAUCUCACCCCCCUACUGCUAAACCACGCGCCUCUGGGUAUGUGCCUGAUCCAAAUAGUACACUUGAUGUGGCUUUGGGGCAGAUUGUGAACGAAAGUCCCUACAGACUUAAAGUAAAAAUGGUACCCGGUGAGGUCGGAAAAUACUGGUUUGGGGAAGAAUCCCCUCGUCUUGUUUACUGCAGAAUUCUUCCGAGUAAGCUUGUAAUGGUUCGUGUCGGUGGUGGAUGGGUUGAGCUCUCCAAAUUCUUGAGCGACCACGGGUUGACAGAUGGAGUUGUAACUCCACGUAACGACGGCCAAAAUACUCCAUCUACCUUAUGCGACGGUGCCCCGUUUCAAGAGAUCCACCUCCAAACCGUUCGAGCUGUCUCUCCUUCAGGUCGUGUAAUGAUUCGUGGAGGUGGGCUUGGAAUAUCGAGCGAAACAUCGGGAAUCAAUACUGUAAAUGGCACAAGUAGUAGUCUCGCCCCUUCACGUUCUUCCAGCAAAUCUUCCAGUAGUCAAUCCCGUUCUACCAUACCAACCGGCUUUGUUGAUGGUGAUAAGUAUGUCCGAGUAGACGAACUUGGAAACCAGAUGAUGGUCAAAAUGAAAAGGGCAGAAGAAGGAGCAAAGAUGCCCACAGUUUCCAAGAAAAAGCCUACUUAA